This is a messenger RNA of Talaromyces stipitatus ATCC 10500, 3399 nucleotides long. RefSeq names its product maltase. The coding region runs from base 73 to 3399 and encodes 1108 amino acids. The record is from RefSeq and is a predicted model, not a curated record. The transcript has 2 exons. Gene Ontology annotation, molecular function: DNA binding; DNA-binding transcription factor activity, RNA polymerase II-specific; zinc ion binding. Lineage: Eukaryota; Fungi; Ascomycota; Eurotiomycetes; Eurotiales; Trichocomaceae. Gene Ontology annotation, biological process: oligosaccharide catabolic process; DNA-templated transcription; regulation of DNA-templated transcription.
CGUUGAUUUAAUUCACCUUCUCCUCGCCUUUUCUAUUCGAUAUUGAUAUAGACUGUGCCCCAAGGAGCAACCAUGUCGUGGUGGAAAAAUGCAACCGUUUACCAAAUCUAUCCUGCGAGUUUCAAAGACUCGAACGGCGAUGGAAUUGGCGACAUUCCUGGUAUCCAUGCGCAGCUGGACUACAUUGAGUCGCUGGGUGUUGAUGCCAUUUGGCUGUGUCCCAUGUAUGACAGUCCGCAGCAUGAUAUGGGAUAUGAUAUCUCCAACUAUGAGGCCGUCUAUCCCCCCUACGGCACCGUGAAGGACGUGGAAGCUCUCAUUGAGGCUUGCCACGAGCGGGGUAUGAAGAUAUUGCUUGAUCUUGUGAUCAAUCAUACCUCGCACGAACAUGCAUGGUUUAAAGAGUCACGCUCAUCCAAAAACAGUCCCAAGCGCGACUGGUAUAUCUGGCGGCCAGCCAAGUAUGACGCGGACGGGACUCGACGGCCUCCCAACAAUUGGCGUAGUUGUUUCGGUGGUAGUGUGUGGGAAUGGGAUGAGGAGACUCAAGAGUACUACUUGCAUUUGUUUGCUCCGCAGCAACCAGAUCUUAAUUGGGAAAAUCCUGCCACUCGUGCCGCCAUCUACGAGUCCGCAAUGGAGUUCUGGUUGCGCAAGGGCAUAGACGGUUUCCGUGUCGACACAGUCAAUAUGUACAGCAAGCCGUCAGACUUUCCAGACGCUCCCGUGACCGACGCGAGCCUGCAAUGGCAGUCAGCCCAUCAUCUAUUUUGCAAUGGCCCACGAAUCCACGAGUACAUUCGUGAGAUGGGCCAAGUGCUACUCAAAUAUAACGCCAUGACUGUCGGAGAGCUUCCACAUUGCCCUGAGGUGGGGGAUGUACUGAGAUACGUCUCAGCGAAGGAGAAGCAGUUGAGCAUGGUUUUUCAAUUUGAGAUUGUUGACCUGGGUGCCGGCCAGCCUCUGCGAUAUGACACGGUGCCGCGCAACUGGAAACUACCGCAGUUGCGACAGCGCACACUUGUCACGCAGCGGUUGAUGGAUGGAACAACCGAUGGCUGGAGCACGGCCUUUCUUGAGAACCACGAUCAGGCGCGGUCAGUCUCACGCUGGGGUGACGAUACAACACCUGAGCUCUGGGCGAGAAGCGCAAAAAUGCUAUCCAUGUUCGUGGCGAGCCUAUCCGGGACUUUGUACCUUUAUCAGGGUCAGGAGAUUGGGAUGGUGAACGCGCCAUCAUCUUGGCCGAUUAACGAGUACAAGGAUGUGGAGAGUAUCAACUUCUAUCGUUUUGUGCGCGAGACAACAAAUGACGACCCAAUCGCGCUGGCUAAGGCUAAGGUUGCUUUGCAACACCUGGCGCGCGAUCAUGCCCGGUUGCCAAUGCAGUGGGAUGGUACGGCCAAUGCCGGAUUCACCACCCCAGAGGCCACGCCAUGGAUGCGCGUACACGAUAACCAUCAGUCUCUGAAUGUGAAGAGGCAGAAUCUCGAUGGACAAUCGGUAUUGGCAUUCUGGAGACAGAUGCUGAGAUUGCGGCGGAACUAUCCAGAUGUGUUUGCCUGCGGAGUUUUCCAGGAUACUGAUCCUCAGGGCGAGUCCGUCUUUCUAUUUGAGAAGGUAGGAGAGGGUAACAGAAAGCUGGUUGUGGCGCUAAACUUCACAUCCAAGACACAGAAAGUUGAUCUGGUCAAUCGGCUAGGAAGGGACUACAAGCUUCUCAUUCAGAAUGGAGAUGGGGAGAGUUUGGAGGAGCUCCAGGCGUACGAGGGUCGGGUGUACUUGUUGACUUUGAGUUCGUGGUGUGCUUUCUCUGUUGAGGAACUCAAAUUAAUGGAGAAAGGAGGGGGAAAGAAGAAAAGGCUGGUCAAUGAUGCGGGCCCCAUACUUACUAUUAGCUCUUCCCCCUCAAUUUAUCUCCGCAACUCUCCAUUGAGCCCACCACUGACACCACUCAUUGACUCACAUCAUAUGCAACGCACUUCUCAAGCCUGUGAGCCGUGCAAGCGGCGUAAAGUGCGUUGCAACGGCCAACCGCGCUGUCAGCAAUGCACCCACACGGGGAUUCCUUGCAUCUACGCUGCUAGCCCGGCCCGACGUUCGCGAAAGAAGACUGUCGGUCGAGGGCGAAUCAUUGCUGAAUGUAGGGAAUUGCAUGCUCCCAAUAACGGCACAAAAGUAAGAAAUGGCCUUGCGCCGCGACUGAAUGAAGAUGGUGUGAUCACUUCCCAUUCAACCCCGACUUUCUUCCUGGAACAACUCGAUAAAUAUGAUCGAUACGUCUACCCGAUGAGUCCUGUCGUGACGGCCGCUGAGAUUCGCGAAAUGAUUUUUCAAAUAGAUACGCACCGUGAUAUGGCCUCAUUUGUGUAUGUCUUUGCGGCAGUGACGCUUAACCUGACAUGCAGUGAGCCAGUGCAACGUGCUCCCGAGACAAGUGAACGGAUCGCAACGCUACUGACUCGCUCGUUGGAGCUACGGAGUCCUUUUGAAUUCAACUCUAAGCCCUCAAUCGUGACUGUGAUGCGCUCGUUGUUUACGCAGAUGUGCUUCGUAGGAUUGCGCAAACUUGACCUCGGGUUUUUGUACCUCCGGGAAGCCAUUUCGUUGGUCUAUAUGCUACGCAUUCACGAAAAGGACGGGAUGCGAGAUUUGGAAGACAAAGAGAGAUGCCGUCGACAGCGUGCAUAUUGGGAAUGCUUCAUUCAUGAACGUUUUACGGCUCUGACCUAUUAUCGUCCCCCAUGUUUGCCACCUUUGUCAGCUCUCCCGGAUCAUGACCCAUCCAUCGACGCUGAGUUGGAAGAGGGUUUCAAUAAGACCAUCAAAAACUUCAGCAUUGUUGACCCACAAUUCCUUGAUUUCUGGCUCGGAGAUCGCUCGACUGUGACGCCCGACUGGGUUGCGAAUAAGCAGCAGCAAUUGGACAAUCCUGAGUGGAUCACGGAAGUGUCGCGAUUACCCAUGAUAUGGCAGGCUGAUCUGAUUAUCACGCGACAUUGGCUGCGUACCUUGACGUGGCAAAUUGCUCUCUCCAACAUUCUACUAUCAUCCUCAGCAACACCCUCGAUGUUGCUCUCGCUUUCCUUCCCCUUGCAGCUGUCGAACCAGCUCCGCCAAUUCCUGGUAACGAUUCCCAGAGAAUCGGUAGGCAUUCACGGCUCUGGUUUAUUGGAAAAGCUUUUUGAGAUUGCAAAUACAAUCACCGAUGUUGUCCUGCAUCUCUGUCAUGCACUGGGAGAUGACACGGUGCAAUACAUCCAUGAUAUCCUCUUCCUCAAGCACUUCGUCUUCUCGUUCCCAGGGUUUGCGAAUCUAGGACCCAUUAGCCUCACGCAAAAGUUUGAGAUGAUACGUGACAAAUACCCGGAAAUCAAAGAUAUUGAGUUAUUAGUUUAG